Messenger RNA from Drosophila montana, 1850 nucleotides. RefSeq names its product Serpin 31A (gene Spn31A). Bases 546 to 1715 code for a protein of 389 amino acids. Gene Ontology annotation, molecular function: serine-type endopeptidase inhibitor activity. NCBI's taxonomy places the organism in Eukaryota, Metazoa, Arthropoda, Insecta, Diptera, Drosophilidae. The transcript has 4 exons. The record is from RefSeq and is a predicted model, not a curated record.
UCAAUUCAAUCAGGCGUCGCAUCGCUGGCGUGCAGCAUCCCAAUCAGCGGCAAUUCUAGUGGUUCCAGUGCCAAAACAACAUUAUAAUGGCCACAGAAACUGACGGGCCCCAAUAGACGGGCGGACGCAGCCCCAGUUCGCGCAGUUCGUCUUUGGCGUCGUUAGCGUCCGUUUGAAUGGAACAAGCGGCAGCAAAAUUAUAAAAAUAGAUUAAAUUUUUAGCGUCGGAAAGUAGUUGCAGAAAAUUCGAACUUACCCAGAGCUUUCCGACUCUUCCGACUCGCCCGCCCAUCCGUUGUCCAAGUGUCGUCAUCAAUGAACAGCGCCGGACCAAUUUAAUUAGAUUCCCUCAUAAACUUUUUGUCUAGCGCGGAAGAGCGUUUAGUUCAAUUCUGUGCGAAGCUGCGUGCGGGCGCCAAUUCAUUUUUUAUUUUCCCAAGCGUUUUAUACAUUUUUUGUUUCAAGUUUCGUAUUUAAUAGUGGUUACACUUUGUCGGCAGGAAAUAUAAUAGCUCUCCGCAGUUAACGCAACCAGGUCUGUCAGAAUGAGUGCUGAUCCUAGUCUCACUGCGUCUGGAGUUCCACGCGAAAUCAGUCUUGGAGCUGAGAUUUUCCACAGCAUUGCAUCCGCAGCUGCAGAUGAAAAUGUAAUCAUAUCGCCACUGCUGCUGGAGGCGACGCUGGCGCUGCUCUACCUCGGCUCAGAUGGCGCGACAGCUGAGGAGCUGCAGAGGCUGUUGGAGCUGAAGCAGCGCUUUCCCAGCAAUGCCAAGAUGGCCAAUUUCUAUGCUGCAGAGCUAUCUGCAGCGACUGGCGACAAGGAUACACGCAUUCAGCUGCAAAAUCGCUUGCUGCUGCAGGCCACCGUCGGCACGAGCAUUGCGGAUGACUUCCAGAAAAUCGCACAAACAUAUUUCCAUGCGACGGCCGAGUGCCUCGACCUGCAGCAGUCUGAGAAGGUGCGCCGCUACGUUAGUGAAAAUAUUUUGGCCAGCACUGGCGGCGGCAACUGGCAGCAGCCGCUCCAGGUGAACGCAAGCCAAGCGGCACAGCUGCUGUUGCUGCUCGCGGCGAGGCUUCAAAGCAAAUGGUUUUUGCCAUUUAGUGCCUAUCGCACGGGCCUCUACGACUUUCACAGCUCCACAGGCGCCCCCAAGCCGGUGCCCAUGCUCUUCGAUGACGACAUGUUUGUCAAGUACGCGGAGCUGCGGGAGCUUAACGCCCGCGCCAUUGAGCUGCCCUAUGAGCAUGCCGACGAAUGGGCCAUGCUGCUAAUCCUGCCCAACAAGCGCGACGCCUCGGCCCUGGCAGAGCUGGAAACCCAACUGCGCGCUCAUGAUCUGGGCGCACUGCAGCAGCGUAUGCAAAUGGAGAGCGUUCAGGUGUUGCUGCCCAAGUUUAGCAUAGACUUUGAGUGCAGUCUGCGACAGGCGCUAAAGCAGUUUGGUUUUGCCGAGAUUUUUGGCUCCUCAGCCAACUUCAAGCAUUUGCAUACAGUCGCGAAUCAGCCAAUUGUCGAUGUUUUGCACAAGCUGCGGAUUGACUUAAACGAAUCGGGCUCAGGCUCAGAGUUGCCUCAGCCGGCGACAGGUUAUAAGCCCAUUGUGAUUAGCAAUUCCUCGCGGCAGAAGUUCUUUCGGGCGGAUCAUCCAUUUUUCUUUGCCAUACGCGGCGAGAACGUGACCCACUUUGUGGGGCAUGUGGUUAGUUUUUAGCGGACAUGAGUCAGCAAUAAUAGUGUGUACACCAGACGGAUAAUAAUAAAUUAAUAAUUGUAAUAAUACUUAAUAAUAAUAAUCCAUCGUCACAACAUCAAAUUUAAAAUCUCUGUUGUGGAUUUUCUAUAACAA